Cannabis sativa is the source of this 5235-nucleotide messenger RNA. Its product is annotated as endoribonuclease Dicer homolog 3. The transcript has 23 exons. Gene Ontology annotation, molecular function: ribonuclease III activity; protein binding; RNA binding. NCBI's taxonomy places the organism in Eukaryota, Viridiplantae, Streptophyta, Magnoliopsida, Rosales, Cannabaceae. The record is from RefSeq and is a predicted model, not a curated record. Gene Ontology annotation, biological process: siRNA processing. Gene Ontology annotation, cellular component: cytoplasm; nucleus. Bases 43 to 5049 code for a protein of 1668 amino acids.
UUUACAUGUUCUUCUUCUUCACUUAUUUACCCUGUACUGCUAAUGGAGUCACCAAACCAAACCCAGAACCAGAAAACUCUUAAUGAUUGUGAUGAUCAUUUUCUGCAACUCAAUUCCCAUGUUUCUCCUAAACCCUCCAUCAACCCUAGAAGGUAUCAAUUAGAGAUGUACGAGGUUGCAACAAAUAAAAACACCAUAGCUGUAAUGGAGACUGGUGCUGGGAAGACAUUGAUAGCCGUUAUGCUUAUUCAAAGCAUUGGUCAAACUAUAAAGUCAGCACAAGUUAAAAAGAUCAUCAUUUUCUUAGCUCCCACUGUUCAUCUUGUUAAUCAGCAAUUUGAGGUUAUUAAAAGUCUUACUGAAUUUGAAGUUGGAGAGUGCUAUGGAGGUAAAGGGGUUGAUGAUUGGACUGAACAAGUAUGGCAAAAUGAAAUAAACCAGCAUGAUGUCUUGGUUAUGACACCCCAGGUUCUUUUAGAUGCAUUAAGAAGGGCUUUCUUUAGCUUAGAAUCAGUAGGUUUAAUGGUUAUAGACGAAUGCCAUCGAGCUACUGGUAACCAUCCUUAUACAAAAAUAAUGAAGGAAUUUUAUCACAAAUGUAGUAGUAAGCCUAAGAUUUUCGGAAUGACAGCUUCACCUGUUGUUAGAAAAGGUGUUUCGUCAACAACGGAUUGUGAAGGUCAACUAUCAGAACUCGAAACCAUGUUGGAUUCCCAGAUUUAUACUCUUGAAGACAAGACGGAGAUGGAAACAUUUGUCCCCUCUGCAAAAGAGACCCUCAAAUUUUAUGAUCAAAAUCGGUAUCCAUUUCUAGAUUUGAAAGCAAAAAUGGAAGCUUUAUGGUUAAAGUCUGAAGCUUCAUUUCCGAAGUGUCAAGAAUCAGCGCAAAGUAAUUACAAGGACAUGGAUGAUAGAAUGAAGACACUGCAAAAACGGUUGACAAAUGACCACGUAAAGAUAUCAUAUUGCCUUGAUGAACUUGGUCUCGUAUGUGCUUAUGAGGCCGUGAAGAUAUGUCUGGAAAACUUCCCGAAUUCUCAAGAAGAUUGUGAAGUUCAUAGAAAAUUUUCGAUGGAGUACAAAUCUUUUCUCGAGGAAGCGUUGUGCGCUUUUGAAGAAUCACUUGCACAUGGCUGUGAAGAUUUCAUGGGUUCUGAAUUUGACUAUGUAAAGGCUGUGCAUUUAGGCUAUGUUUCUUCAAAACUACAAGAGUUGAUUAACCUUUUCCAAUCUUUCGGAGGAGCUAUGGAGAUACUUUGCCUCAUCUUUGUCGAUAGAAUCAUCAUAGCUAAAGUAAUCGAAAGAUUUGUGAAGAAAGUCGCUUGUUUGUCUCAUUUUACAGUUUCAUAUUUAACUGGAAGUAAUACAUCAUCUGUUGAUGCCCUUGCUCCCAAAUUGCAAAAGGAGACUUUGUAUUCGUUUCGCUCAGGAAAGGUCAAUCUGUUAUUUGCUACUGACGUAGUUGAGGAGGGAAUUCAUGUACCGAACUGCUCCUAUGUGAUACGUUUUGACUUGCCUAAGACUGUACGAAGCUAUGUCCAAUCAAGGGGACGAGCUCGACAACAAGACUCGCAGUUUGUCAUGAUGUUGGAGAGGGGAAAUGCUAAGCAAAGGGAUCGAUUAUAUGAAGUCAUUAGGAGCGAGCGUUCGGUGGUAGAUACAACUACAAAUAGAGAUCAUAAUUUGUGCACCGUGAAGCCAUUUACUCCCAAGGUUGCGCCUGCAUAUUAUGUGGAUACCACCGGAGCAUCAAUUACACCAGAUUCUAGUGUCAGUCUCAUACAUCGGUAUUGUGAACGACUCCCCGGUGACAAGUACUUCACUCCAAAGCCGACAUUUAAGUACUCGAAUCUUGGGCAACGGUCAUUUGAGUGUCAAAUAAUGUUACCUCCAAAUGCGGCUUUUAAAACGCUAAUGGGUCCUGUAAGUACGAGCUCUCAGUUAUCUAAGCAACUCGUUUGCUUAGAAGCUUGUAAAAAACUACAUCACAUGGGUGCUUUAGAUGAUCAUCUUCUCCCUUCCACGGAAGAAUCUUCAGAAAAAAGUGUCGCAGUGAAUACCAAAGAAGCUGCUUCCGGUGCUGGAACAACAAAAAGGAAGGAAUUGCAUGGAUCGACUCGUGCUCUUGCAUUAUCUGGCACUUGGGAAGAAAAGCAUGAUGCUGUUUUUCAUGCUUAUAGGUUUGUAUUUGCUUGCAGUAAUGUUGACGAGUUCUUUUCCGAAUUUGUUCUUCUAAUCGAGUCGAAGCUUGAUGAUGAUGUUGGAAAUUUCGAGUUGGAACUCUUCUUGGUUACAAAAUCAGUUAAGACUUCGGUUUCUUAUUGUGGACAAGUAAAUCUAGAUGCAGAACAGAUGAAGAAAGCAAAAUGCUUUCAAGAACUAUUCUUUAAUGGAUUAUUUGGGAGGGUAUUUAUGGGUUCUAAAUCAGCUGGAACAAAGAGACAAUUUUUACUACGAAAUGAUGAGAAAAGGUUAUGGAACCAAUUCUAUACGUAUUUGCUUCUUCCACUCGAAUCAUCAAACGGGGCAAGCAAUGAAUCUUGGAGAAUAAGUUGGCAAGAAAUGGAUUCUUGUGUUUCCGUGGUAGAACUACUGAUGAAGAAGUCAUUGCCAGAUAAUGGCGAAUCAGAUAAUGUGUCGCCAUGCAAGACCGAGUCCUUAGAGAGUAUGUGUGAUAAUAUAAUUCACUUUGCUAAUGGUUCUGUCGAUACAUCCAAUCUCGAAGAGAGGGUGGUAUUGGCUAUUCACACCGGGAAAUUAUACUCGAUUGUUGAAUUGGAGAGUGGCACAUCGGCUGAGAGCCCAUUCGAGGUUAACGGUGACGAUGUUUCAUCACCGUUCACUUCCUAUACCGAGUACUUUAACAAAAAGUACGGGAUUGAGCUAAUGUAUCCGAAUCAACCUUUAUUGCGGUUAAAGCAAAGUCAUAAUCCUCACAACCUUUUGGUGAACUUCAGUGAUGAAGGUAAGAAAUCGAAAAAUGGCGUCUCUAAGCCACAAAUGCAUGCCCAUAUGCCACCAGAGCUUUUGAUGACUAUUGAUAUACCGAGAAGCGUUAUAAAAUCACUUUAUCUAAUACCGUCGUUGAUGCACCGUUUGGAAUCCCUAAUGCUAGCUAGCCAACUUAGAAAAGAAAUAGAUUUUCGCACCUCAGAUAUGAGCUCUCGAAUUUCAAGCUCAUUGAUUCUUGAAGGUCUUACAACCCUUAGAUGUUGUGAAAAUUUUUCUAUGGAACGUUUGGAAUUGCUCGGUGACUCGGUUUUGAAAUAUGUUGUUAGUUGCCACCUCUUUCUUAAAUAUCCAAAGAUACACGAAGGGCAACUCACUUCUCGACGGUCUUCAAUUAUUUGCAACAAGAAUUUGCAUAAAUUGGGAAUAGAUCAUAAAUUGCAGGGGUAUAUACGCGAUGGUGCAUUUGAUCCACGUCGUUGGGUCGCUCCAGGACAACAUUCGUUACGACCAGUUCCUUGUAAAUGUGGAUUGGAUACUUUAGAAGUACCUCUUGAUCAAAAAUUCCAAACCGAAGACCCGAAAGUUGUACUGGGAAAGACUUGUGACAAAGGUCAUCGAUGGAUGGGCUCGAAAACUAUUGCUGAUUGUGUUGAAGCCCUCGUAGGAGCAUAUUAUGUCGGCGGUGGAUUGACUGCUGCAAUUCAUACAAUGAAGUGGUUCGGUAUUGAUGCUGAGCUUGAGCCUUCUUUAGUUUUAGAAGCGAUUUCGAUUGCAUCUCUUCGGUCUUAUACCCCAAAAGAAAAUGAGAUUGCAACCCUAGAGUCGAAAAUCGAGUAUGUAUUUUCAACGAAAGGUCUUCUGCAAGAAGCAAUGACGCACGCCUCUGAUCAAGAACUCAAUCUCGAUUACUGUUAUCAGAGGCUCGAGUUUCUUGGCGAUGCGGUCUUGGACUUGCUUACAACAAGGUACCUUUAUCAGACCUAUACAGAUAUCGAUCCAGGUGAGUUAACAGACUUGCGUUCGGCUUGUGUUAGCAAUGAAAAUUUCGCUCAAGCUGCAGUAAGACGAGACCUUCAACACCACCUUCUACAUUGCUCGGGUCUGCUUCAAAAUCAAAUAGCAGAGUAUGUGAAAUCUUUUGCUGAACAUAACAAUGCAAGUAGAUCAUUUGAAGGAGCAAAAGGUCCUAAGGCUCUAGGGGACAUAUUUGAAAGUAUUGCAGGGGCCGUGCUAAUUGAUACGAAGCUUAAUAUCGACGAAGUGUGGAGAAUAUUCGAACCACUAUUGUCUCCCAUUGUGACUCCAGAUAAACUCGAAUUGCCACCACUUCGUGAAUUGAAUGAAUUAUGCGAUUCUCUCGGGCAUUUCAUCAAAGAAAAUUGCACAAAGAAGGGCGAAAUGGUGCAUGCAGAGCUUACCUUACAGCUUAAAGAUGUCCAGUUGAUCGGAGAGGGAAGUGACCGUAGUAAAAAAGCAGCGAAAGGAGAAGCAGCUCGUCGGUUGUUGAAGAAACUCGAGACUAGAGGAAUUUCAUACUCAUGGUUCUCCAAGAAGAGGAAGCAAGAUACCGAAAAUGUGGAUGAUUUGUCUUCCUCAAACAUGAACAUUGACGAAAAUGGUUUAACAAUAGACGACGAACUUGUAGAAGCACAGAACCAUAAAAAACUUAAGAGAGAUGGAACUGGAAAUCUCGUAAAGUCAACUAAAGCAGUUAUGGUUAAUAUCGUCGAGUUCUCUGAGAAAAAGGGAUGUUCUUCGAACGAUGACAUCCCAUCUAUUUCGGAAAUCAAGAUGAACAAAGGAGGACCUAGGAUGACAUUAUUCGAGCUUUGCAAGAAGCAACAAUGGCAAAUGCCCGAGUUCAAAACGAGAGAAACUAAAUCAAGAACUCCUAUUGAGCUCGGUGAAGGCUUGGAAAAAAGAACAGGCUUCAACAGUUUUGUAUCAGAUAUAGUUUUGUACAUUCCUAACUCCGGUGACAUUGAAUGUACCGGUGAUGCAAAAGCCGAUAAGAAGAGCUCGUUUGAUUCAGCUGCAUUGGCGAUGCUUUACGAGCUUGAAAAAUUGGGGAAACUCGUCAUCGGUGACAAGUCUUGACUCGAUUUUUUAGUGGAAUAAUUGUGUAGGGAGUUCAACUUGUGUUGUAAAGUUAUAAUUCACAAUCCCUAUCGAUCUCCAUUGCAUGAGGUUUUAAUUUGUAACUUGUAAAUGAGUUUUUAUUAUGUAGUAAUCGAAUAUUUUAGAAAAAUUUACAUCUAACCUUAUAUAGAAAAUAAUUACUAA